Molecule: messenger RNA, 3041 nt
Organism: Phragmites australis (common reed)
Lineage: Eukaryota; Viridiplantae; Streptophyta; Magnoliopsida; Poales; Poaceae
Product: ultraviolet-B receptor UVR8-like
Exons: 6
Coding region: 961-2565 (534 amino acids)
Source: RefSeq, a predicted model, not a curated record
GGACGCGGUAUUUUUCGUCGCCUUUGCCCCCACGCUCCCUCCGACUCAUCAUCCUCGAAAGCAAUACACAAGUACGCGCAGUUACCCAACCGAACAGCAACCGAUCCCCCUCGCCCUCUUCCUUCCUCCCCUCCCCAUCAUUAUUGGGUUGGGGAGCCGUGCCGUGCCGUGCCAGUCGCCGCUGCUACCCUCUCUCCCUCCCCGGUUCUUGGUCAGAUUCGCCCUUCUCCGGCACCCGUAAUUCCCGAUUGGUUCGUUGAUUGACCGCCGAUCGUGCCGCUCCUUGCCAACACGAAAGCUCAAUUCUUGUGCUGACUCCUCCGUGUUUUGGCAGGGGAAUUUGGGGGUAAGGAUUUCUUGAUUUCUUACUCGGGUUCUUGGAGAUUAUCUAUGUGGGUUCUUGGGCCUUUGGUCCGAUGAUCCGGGCCGAUCGUGGUGACGAUGAUCCUGGCGCUGUUUCGUGUUCUGGAUGGCUGAAUUCUUCUCAAAGAUGAGAUAUUUUUUGUCCCGAUUUUGGUGUCCUGUUGCCAGAACGAAGCGAAUUUCGUGGAUCCUCUGUUCGUCCGUCCAAUCGAGUCCUUUCCUUCGCUGCUAGACUGGUACUGGUUCUGGUAUUUUGCCACAGAUGAUGUAAUUGGAAUCUUGGUUGUGUACAGCGCUGGUGAAGUGAGGAUAUUGUUUGAUAAUUGUCAGACAGGAUAAGAAAGGUAGACUUUGCGAGUGGAAUUGGGGGGAAUAUGCUUUCUUUGUGAAGGGUGGCAAUGACACCUUGUAAUUGGCCAUUGCCAUGUUCCUCUUCUGCAUCAAGCUUCCCCCCCCCCCCCCCCUGCAAUCGUUGUGUCGCUGCAAGCCUCACGAAUAGUCCUGUAUCUCAAUGCACCAUGGCGUAGAGGCCUGAAGCCAGGAUCACCACAAGUUUGAGAUAGAAGCAUAGAGCACUGCAAGUUCCAGCCGUGGCGGAUGGACGCUACCACCAGCACUGGAGCUUCCUCAUCUCUCCCCCUCCGUCUCAUCGUGGAUGAGACGCUUGCUCUUGUUACUCCAUUGCAGCAAUCAUUUCAGCGGUCACAGCGCCUUUGCUUUGGCAACUCUGCUCCUGGGGAGUUCCCAUUGGCUGCAAACCCAUCAAUUGUCCUCCAUGUCCUCACAUCGUGCAAUCUAGAUGCGGAGGACCUCGCCCACUUGGAGGCAACAUGCACAUUUUUCAGAAAACCUGCUAAUUUCCCUCCCGACUUCCAAUUAUCCAUGUCGGAGCUCGCAGCGUUGGAUAUGUGUCAGAAAAGGGCUAUCUUUAAGCCUAUGACUGCACAUGAAAGAGAGCUGCUUAAGCAACGCUGCGGCGGAAGUUGGAAGCUUGUUCUUAGGUUCAUAAUGGCAGGUGAAGCAUGUUGCCGGAGGGAAAAGUCUCAAGCAAUUGCUGGACCUGGACACAGCAUCGCCGUGACAACAAGCGGUGCUGUGUAUACUUUUGGGUCCAACAACUCUGGUCAACUUGGCCAUGGUAAUUUAGAAGAGGAGUGGAGACCACGUCUUGUCAGAUCAUUGCAGGGGAUUAGAAUUAUUCAAGCGGCAGCUGGAGCAGGACGAACAAUUCUCGUCAGUGAUGGUGGUAGGGUGUAUGCAUUUGGAAAGGACUCCUUUGGAGAAGUUGAAUAUGGGGUUCAAGGUUCCAGGGUUGUGACUACACCACAGAUGGUAGAAUCUUUGAAGGGCAUAUACAUUGUCCAGGCAGCAAUCGGGAACUUCUUUACUGCAGUGUUGUCUCGGGAGGGACGUGUAUAUACAUUUUCGUGGGGGAAUGACAUGAGACUUGGUCAUCAGACAGAGCCAAACGAUGUGCAGCCACACCUUCUCACAGGGGCUCUUGAGAACAUUCCAGUUGUGCAGAUUGCUGCAGGCUACUGCUAUCUCCUUGCCCUGGCAUGCCAACCUACUGGCAUGUCAGUUUAUUCUGUUGGUUGUGGUUUAGGAGGGAAGCUUGGCCAUGGUUCUCGAACUGAUGAGAAAUACCCUAGGUUAAUAGAGCAAUUCCAAACUUUAAACAUACAGCCAGUGGUAGUUGCUGCUGGAGCCUGGCAUGCUGCUAUUGUAGGCAAGGAUGGACGUGUUUGCACUUGGGGAUGGGGGCGUUAUGGGUGCUUGGGUCAUGGUAAUGAGGAAUGUGAAUCUGUUCCCAAGGUAGUUGAGGCCUUGAGCGGCGUGAAGGCUGUCCAUGUAGCAACUGGAGAUUACACAACAUUUGUGGUAUCAGAUAAAGGUGAUGUUUACUCUUUUGGAUGCGGUGAAUCAUCAAGUCUUGGUCACAACACUACAACUGAGGGUAACAACAGGCACUCUAAUGUGCUUAGCCCUGAGUUGGUGACCUCGUUGAAGAGAGUUAACGAAAGGAUGGUUCAGAUCAGCCUUACGAACUCCAUAUAUUGGAAUGCACAUACAUUUGCGCUGACAGAUUCAGGGAAACUCUACGCAUUUGGUGCAGGGGACAAAGGACAGCUAGGCACGGAACUUGUUGCGCAGCAAAGUGAGAGGGGGGCCCCAGAGCGGGUUGAAAUUGACCUCAAUUAGGUCCAGUUACAAUCACCCUCUUCUGUGCAAAUGCUCUCUUCUAACCUUCGUUGUCUAAUUUCGUCGGUUGCACUUAGUUUAUGCCCUGCCUAUGUUCAGCCUCAUCCUGCGCCUCAGCUGAUCCUUGUGAAAAUAGUUACCAGCAAGGAACACAACCUGUUUUUGUUCAUAAGAUCAGUUGGCUUUAGCGAACUUGUGUCAAUAGUCAUCAUGUGUAAAUAUAACAGUCAGGUCUCAUUGCCAGUUCCAUUCAAACAUGAGCGACUGGCCUGUGAAUGAUGAUUUAACAUGUUGUGAAUAUUUGAUCUUUCUUUCACAUGUAGCAUUGCCCCGUGCUAUAAAACUAUGUUUGUAUAUAGUUGUAGUUCCUUGACAUUAUUGGGGAGAUGCCAAUUGUGUAAACAUGUUACCGACAGUUAAAUUCGGACGUCUUGUGGUACUUGUUCAGGUAUAUCAACUGAUGUUAUUCGAGCUUC